This is a messenger RNA of Plasmodium gallinaceum, 1344 nucleotides long. RefSeq names its product conserved Plasmodium protein, unknown function. The transcript has 9 exons. The record is from RefSeq and is a predicted model, not a curated record. Lineage: Eukaryota; Apicomplexa; Aconoidasida; Haemosporida; Plasmodiidae. The coding region runs from base 1 to 1344 and encodes 447 amino acids.
AUGGAACAUAAUUUUCAAAUAAAGCCAAUACAAUUAAAAUUUAACAAACCUCAAGAAAAUAACUCAAAUAAAUAUAUAAAUUCUAAAAAGCCUCUAAAAGCCAUAAAAAAUAAUGAAAAAAUAAAUGAUAAAAAAGAAAAUGUAAGUUCUAUUAAAGUUGAAAAUAAAAAAAAAGAAUAUAAUUUAUUUAAAAAUGUUAAAGAUAUUAAAACAAAUACAAAUGAUCAGAAAGUUAAAUAUAAUAUAAAAAAUAAAACAAACAGUAAACAUAACGAAUUUAUAGAUCUUAAAGAAGAAAAGAAUAAAUUAAAUUAUAUAAAUAAGUACUGUAAAAACUCAGAAAAAAAAAAUGAAGUAAAUAAGGAAAAUAAAAAAUUAGGAAAAAGUGGGAUCAUAUCAUCCAUUAAAAUAAAUAACGAAAACGAAAAAUGUAAUGAUAUCAAAAAUUCUUGUAAAAAUAAUAUUCAAAAUACACAAAAUAGUAAAAUAUAUACAAAAGUGAUAAAAUAUGAAGAUAAUUAUUUAAAUGAUCUUUUAAAAAAAGAGAACGUAUGUAUUCAAUCUGUAAAAUGUGAUGAACAUAACGAAGAAAAUGAAGAAAUAAUGCUUUCUAAUAAUUCAACAUUAGAAGAAAGUUCACAAGAAGACAUUUAUAGUUUAGAUUUAAUAGAACAAUAUAAACUAAAAAAAAAAAAAGAAUUAGAAACUAAAAGAAAAAAGAUAAUCCUAUAUAAAAAAUCAAAAUUAAUUAAAAAGGCAACUUUCAGAAAUGCUGAAACGCAAGUUAUUCUUGAUGACUUUUCUAAAUAUUAUGAGAAAGUAAAACCUAAAAUUGAAAAAAUAGUUGAAGAUAUUUUAAAUAAAGCAUUAAAAGAAUUAUACGAGGAACAAGAAUUAAAAAAAAUUAAAAGUGAAAUAGAUUAUUAUGAAAAUAUAAGGAAAGAAAAACUUCUAUCACUAAAAAAAUUCGAAAAAACAAGUGAAGAUUUUUAUGAAGAAACUCAAGAAAAAAUAAAAAAUAGGAUUAAACUUAAAAAUAAAGUUGAAAUGAUAAUGAAAAAAAAAAUUGCAAACAAUAAAGCUCAAAAAAAUAUUCAUUACAUUUUUCAAAAAAAUUUAGAUUUAUAUUCACUGAUGGAUUUAUUACCAAAUAAUUUUGAGAAAUUUAUUAAUUUAAUAAUUAUACCAUGGAUAAGUGAAUUUAUUUAUUAUAUAGUAAAUGUAAAUAAAGAAAUUGUCCAUCACAUUAUGACUGAUAUGAUUGAACAAUCUAUUAUAUCCAGUUCAGAAAUAUAUGAAAAAUUUAAAAGGUUAACUUAUAUUAAAAAUAAAAAAAUAAAAUAG